CUCUUUAUUUGAUUAAGGUUAAACAGUGACCAUAUGGUAUUAGGUUCUAGCCUUACCUUCGACCCUGCUUUAUAAAUAUGCCUCUUUCUACGAGUUCCUUAUUUCUCUCUCUUUUACAGUAAGGUUAAAAAGGCACCAUGUAUUCAGGGCUUUUUUGGAGUUUGUGUUUUUUGAUGAUUUUAAGCCAUUGUCCCUUUCUAAAUGGUGCUGACAGUUGCCCUAAUAAUAAUCUGAGUAUAAAGGAUGGCAGUUUCACCCUCUCUAAAUCAUAUAAUGAUGGUAGUAUAUUGAGAUACAUCUGCCCGGUGGGUUUUUAUCCAGGACCUAUAAAAAAGCUUCAAUGUUUUGGCCAGUGGGAUCCUGAACCCUCGUCAAAGCAAGAAUGCAAGAAGGUCACAUGUCCUAAUCCGAAAGUUUUAGAGAACGGAGUGGUAAUACCUUUUAAAAAGAUCUACUACGUGAAUGACACAACCAAAUACAGGUGUAAUUCUGAUUACACGUUUCGAGGCUCUGCCACCCGUGAGUGUCGCAAUGGGAAGUGGAGUGGUGGCACACCAAUUUGUAGUCGUAGCACUGAUCACUGCCCAGACCCUGGCACUCCACCUGGGGCCAGCAGAAAGGGUAACAUUUUCAACAUUGAUGAUAAAGUUACCUACACUUGUGGUACGAAUCUCAAACUAAUUGGAUCCAAAGUGCGUGUGUGUCAAGAUGGUGGUCUUUGGUCAGGAAAAGAACCGGAGUGUUAUGCUGAUUUCACAUACGACACUCCUGGAGAAGUAGCAGAGGCAUUUGGCAGUUCACUAAAAACUACUGUAACCAUGUAUGAGGAAUCAGCAGGUCAAGCUGGAAAGAAAAUACAUUUGAACCAGGGAGAUAAAAUUGAUAUCUAUAUUGCCUUGGAUGCAUCUGACAGCAUAGAUGAAAAGGAUUUUGAUAGGACAAAGGACAUCAUUAAGAAGCUCAUAAAAAAGAUAAGCUAUUAUGAGGUCACUCCAAAUUAUGAAAUCCUAAUUUUUACCACACAUGUGACACACAUUAUUAAAAUGACUGAUCAAAAAAGAGGAAACCCAACCAAGUUAAAGGACAUUAUUGAAAAGCUAGAUAAUUACAAAUAUUCUGAUAAAGGAGAUAAAACAGGAACCAACAUUUACAAUGCUUAUGAAAAAAUACUAGAGAGCAUCAGUUUGGAGGAAGCACACAAUAAAGUCAAAUUUGAUGAGACACAGCACGUCAUAAUCAUGUUUACCGAUGGUGUUUACAAUUCGGGAGGAAACCCCAAAGAUGCUGUUAAUCUUAUCAGGGAAAAAGUAAUCAGAAAUAAUCAAACCCGGGAUAAAUAUCUUGACCUUUAUGCUUUUGGAGUUGGUGAAGAUAUUGAGGCAGAGAAAAUGGACGAGUGGGUGUCAAAAAGAAAUAUCAAUGAGAAGUAUUUUUUUAAACUCCCAAACAUGGAAGAAGUUGAAGAGACAUUAGAUAAAAUGAUUGAUGAAGGUACUAGUAUGGUUCUGUGUGGACUCUAUAAAACCUACUUUGAUGCUGGACUUAAAUCAAGCAUGCGCCUCAUUUACCCCUGGCUGGUAAAGAUAACUAUAACGUAUAACGGUAACACAGCAAAUUGUAUCGGAUCGUUGGUCACUCCCAGGUUUAUUCUGACUGCUGCCCAUUGCUUCAGGUUUGAUGAUGAGUGUGACCAAAUUAAACUAGAGGCUCUCCAUUCCAAAGAUACUCAGAUGCCAGGAGUGGAGAAGUUCUUUCUUCAUGAAAAAUUUGACAUCAAAAAGACAAGACCAGGGAUUAAAGAGUUUUAUGAAUAUGAUGUAGCACUCAUUCAGUUAAAGGAAGGUAUAAAAAUCAGUCAUGACCUCAGAACUAUCUGUGUUCCCUGCACUCAGGAGGCACAUGGAGCUCUACAACUGCCUGCCAGCGAAGCAUCAUGUGCAAAACAUAAGGAGGUGCUGUUGGACAGUGAUCUCGUUAACGCACAUUUCAUAACCCAUGAGGCUGUAAAUAAGGACAGUCCAAAACAACAAGUCCUAAUCAAACAAAACCAAUUGAGAGAUAGCUGUAUUGAACAGACCAUGAAUAUGUUAAAUGUCGAAAAAGGAAUUGCAGAGCAGAUGGCUACAGAUAACUUUUUAUGCACUGGUGGAGAGACUCAGAAUUUUGAAGAUGCUAUCACUUGCAAAGGUGACUCUGGUGGUCCUUUGGUUGUGGAAAGGAAUCGGUUGUUCCAGGUCGGAAUCAUCAGCUGGGGUCUGAAAAUAUGUGAUUCCGAUGAACCUAAUAGAGAUGGCAGAGACUUCCAUGUCCACCUUUUUAAUCCAGAAGUGCAAACGUUUCUUAAAAAACACCUGGGUGACGAGAAUAUAGAUACGCCUCUAACCUUUUUUUAAAUGUUUGUUGGAUAACAAUUUAAACUUUCUGUAAACAUUUUAUUCGGUUCUUGUUUUGCAUCUUUACUUAAUAGCUACUUAAAAUAAAGAUUUUCGCAUUAGUGUAUUCAACAGGGACAUUAUGACAAUACAAUUUUGUUUUGCAUAUUUAGGUUUAUUGGUGUUAUAUGUUGAGUAAUUAUUAUUACUUAUCUAAUAAAAUAUUUCCUUGAAGAUGCUGUAAAAACAUGAACCCUGUCCUAUGUUUGCAAAUGUCUAGAACAUUAAUGAUUUGUUUAGGCCUAUGAAUUAGAUCAUUUUGAUAUAUCUUGAUUCUUACUGGCAAAAUAAAAACAAAAAUAGUUAAAAUGUUAUAGCAUGUAGUUCAUAUAUACAACACACAUUCAGUAGUUUUUUGUUAUUUUGAUCAUCUUCA
Messenger RNA from Silurus meridionalis, 2808 nucleotides. RefSeq names its product complement factor B-like. NCBI's taxonomy places the organism in Eukaryota, Metazoa, Chordata, Actinopteri, Siluriformes, Siluridae. The record is from RefSeq and is a predicted model, not a curated record. Gene Ontology annotation, cellular component: extracellular region. Gene Ontology annotation, biological process: proteolysis; complement activation. Gene Ontology annotation, molecular function: serine-type endopeptidase activity.